This is a messenger RNA of Telopea speciosissima, 550 nucleotides long. RefSeq lists its product as uncharacterized. The record is from RefSeq and is a predicted model, not a curated record. The coding region runs from base 32 to 451 and encodes 139 amino acids. NCBI's taxonomy places the organism in Eukaryota, Viridiplantae, Streptophyta, Magnoliopsida, Proteales, Proteaceae. The transcript has 4 exons.
UUGCUCCAGUUUUGUGCUUGACCUUUAUCAAAUGUGGAAGGAGGAGCUUGAUUGGGAUGAGACUUUAAUCAGGCGUUUCAUAGGGAGAGAGGCUCUGUGGGUUCAUCGCCGCAUCCUGUCUCAGUGUUGGAUAAAGCAUUUUGUUUCUGAUCUUCAAGGUGCAUUUUGCCAUUACAAAAUCCGCCCUGGGAUAAAUCAUGAUAUGCAGUCCUUUAUUUAUAAUGAGAUGCAACUAUUUCACGCAUGCUUAGCUGUUUUAGAUGAUGAGUUUGAGGAUGGCCAAGCACAGGCAUCGUUUGCAGCUGCUUACAUCUUAAGGUUGUUGAAGCAUAUUCCUCAAUCUAAAGGUAUUGAGCUUGAAGAGAAGCUAAGGGAACUAGGAGGCAUCAAAACAUUGCUAAAUAAGUUAUGCCCAUAUAGGGCUCAACUAUGGGAUGGUUUAAUGAGCUGAGCAGGCAGAUUUUGCUGUUUAAUGAUGAUGUAUGAAAUUACAGGGUUGUACUAAUUAGUCCUGUCUACCAUACAAGGAGCUCCUACAUUACCACAUUCA